This is a messenger RNA of Pomacea canaliculata, 4534 nucleotides long. Its product is annotated as tetratricopeptide repeat protein 7B-like. The record is from RefSeq and is a predicted model, not a curated record. NCBI's taxonomy places the organism in Eukaryota, Metazoa, Mollusca, Gastropoda, Architaenioglossa, Ampullariidae. Gene Ontology annotation, cellular component: plasma membrane. Gene Ontology annotation, molecular function: protein binding. Gene Ontology annotation, biological process: protein localization to plasma membrane; phosphatidylinositol phosphate biosynthetic process.
AAAGUUCGUCUGCUUCCGGUUUCGAACAAGAUGUCUUCAAAAUCGAAAAACUUAAGGACCGAAUCAGAAAUUGAAAAAUACCGCAGUGAAUCUAAUUGGAAAAAGGCAGUAGAAACAGCACGAGCAGUCGAACACAAAGCUUUGGACUUAGCAUCCUUGGUGUUGUUGGUCUAUGGGGAAGGCCAGCUAGAGGAGUUCUUGCUGGAGCAUGAACCAGUUGAAAAGAAUCAUGCUAAAGCUAAGGCAGCACUUGCCUCUGCUGAAGAUCAACUGCACAGAGCAGGCCAGUCAAGAGAUAAGAUUGGCAUUCAAGCACAGUUGCUUCUAGGGAAGCUUUUGUACUGCUGUGGAGAAUACAGGAAGGCCUUAGACAUUUUGGACCAAGUAGAUCUGCACAAUGUUGUGCUCAACUCUGCCAGUUCUCGUAUGUACCUCAUAGCAGCUGAAGCUUAUGCUGUUAAAGGUUUUUGCCUUGAGAAAGUUGCACCACCCAGCACAAGCAAGUACAGGGCUGCAGAACGAGAGGAGAACAUUAUUUCAUGCUAUGAAAGUGCUGGAGACCUGGCUAUCUUGUAUUUUCAAGACCAUGAUAAAAACAUGCCUGCUUCUACUUCAUCUUCUAGCCUGUCAGCUGUGGAGACUGGUGUUGGGCCAAUACUUGACCGAGCAAUUCAGCAGUCUCCUAUCAUGCUCAUCAAAAAUGGAGAUCUACUUAGAGGAGUCAACAGAUUUCGAGAACUGCUGAGAGCCGUAGAGUGUAGAUACACCCAGAACAUCAGACAGUCUUUAGCCAAAAAUCUGGCAGAAGUUUUGAUUCGAGGGAUGUGUGAGACAACAUACAAACCUAUUGACUUGAUGGCUCGCAGUUCACAAGCUAAAGGUCCUAAACCUCGGGUCUACACUGGUGACAGGUUUGUUCCAGAAGACAUCAAUGAAGAGGUUCUACUACUUUUACUGAUUUCUGAAGCUAUUGCAACUAGAGAGGCUGUUCUUGAUCGUUCAGCAGAGGCAGCUGAUGCACGGGAACAUGCGUUUGCUAACACAUCCGCUGUCUAUGACCUGCUUGCGAUUGUGCUAGUCAGAAGGGCUCAGUUUAAUUUGCUGUUUGAGUCAUUUGAAAGAGCACUGCGCUUUUCGUUUGAAGAGUUUCACAUCUGGCACCAGUUUGCAAAUUCACUCAUCUGUGCUGGAAAGUAUUCUAGAGCACUGCUGGUUCUGAAGGAAUGCUAUCGACUCAAGCCAAGAAACCCUGUCGUUCCUCUUCAAGCUGCAAAACUGUGCUAUGAAUAUUUACACCAGUAUCAAGAAGGGGUUAACUGGUCAAAAAAAGCAAUUGAAAUUGGAAAUAAUCAUCCAUUCAUGGCUCGUUCUCACAUGGCACUUGGUAUAGGAUACAGCAUGCAAGCCAUAGAAGCUCGGCUACAGGCUGAGAGGUUGGCCCUGUACAAGCAGGCUCUGAUGUCGUUCAAAGUGGCUCAUGAAAAGGACCCUCAGGAUUACUUAGUUGCCUUCCAUGUUGCUCUUCAGUAUGCCGUCCUUCGACAGAUUCCGGAGGCUUUGACAUAUGUACGGCUAGCAUUAACUUACAGGAGUGACCAUGUACACUCCUUACAUUUACUGGUCUUACUGCUGACGGCCCAGAAACAGAACCAGGAGGCUAUGCUGCUCAUCCAGACUGCACUGGAGGAGUAUCCAGAAAAUCUCAGCUUGCUGCUGACUAAAUCCAAGCUAGAGGAAGUGUUGCUGGGACCAGAGGAAGCACUAGCAAGCUGCCGUGAAAUGAUGAAACUGUGGAAAGACAUCCAUGAGAUUGACAGUGAAGAGGGUUCUGAUGGACCGUCACAUAAAGUCACAGACAGAAACACAUGGGACAAACGCAGCUUGGCACAGCUGACAAUGAAUGAAUUCAGUGAGCGAGGUUCAGGGUCAGUACGUGCGGAGUCUAUGGCUGCAUCAAGAAUGGAACGAGCACUGUCUGAGGUGGCAUCAUCUCUAAAUAGUUCCUUCAUGCCGAGGCCAGGAUCCCAGCAGUCAUGGCUGCUUCAGGCCCAGAUUUGGCUGCAGUUGGCGGAACUCUAUUUGGUACUAAACAAGGUGUCUGAGGCAGAAGCUUGUGUUGUGGAGACCAGCUCCAUGUUCCCUUUGUCUCAUCAGGUUUAUUUUAUGCGUGGACGAGUUCUGGAACACAAGCAGCAGUUUCACGAAGCCCGUGUCUGUUAUGAAAAUGCCAUCGCUAUCAAUCCUGGACACACAAAGAGUCUUCACCAUCUGGGAGAUAUUCUACAUUUGCUAGGUGACAAUAAGCUUGCAGAGAAAAUUUUACGUGAUGCAAUUAACAUGGAUCCAACUGCCCAUGCACCCUGGUACACCCUUGGCACAGUUCUUCAAGCUUUAGGUCGGUAUGAAGCAGCAAGUGAUUGCCUCUUAACAGCUGCAGGACUUGAAGCUACCAGUCCCAUUGUCCCUUUCACUGUUAUACCCCGUCUCAUGCAAUGAUUGCAUGUUAUUACUUUGUUGUUUAUAUUAUAUGUAACUAUUAACAAAGGCACUGUAUAACUAUUUUCUUAGCAGCUACAUUGAUUGGUACUUCUCAGUUCAGCCAUUUUUUGUAAAGAUGCUUUGGUUAAGAGAUAGAUCUUGUCUCUGAUGCUUUUUCAAAACAGCAUUGAACAAAGGUGUCUUCAGAAAAUACUUUUUGUAGCACCAAUUGGUAUGUCUCAGAAAGAUAUGUUAUUUUCUGUCUUAAGGGUUUAAAAAAAAUCAUGUAACAUUUUGAUUAAUGUAUCAGAUGAUGUGUUGGGAAAAACCAUUUUCCAUUUAUCAUCUUAUGAAGCAUUUGAAGAGAACAGUUUAAUGGUAUGAUGGAAUACAAAUCAAGUCUUCUUGAAUUACUUAACUGAGAAUGUAUUGGCCACGUUAGUGUUUAUUUUUAUAACAACAUUUGUGGCAGUUGCUGCAAGUUGUACUUUAUCAUGGACAUGUAUAAAUGUAAAUUAUGUAAUAUAUAUGCAGUUUGGCAGAAAUGUGCAAUUUUCCCAUCUGAUAUUACAAAGCUGGUUUGCUUGUAUGGGAAAAUGAAUCCAGCAUUCACUGUGGGACCAUGCUAGUGAAUACCUGUGAUAAAUCUGUGAUAUCACUUUGUUUGAGUCUUGAUCAGUUUUUUAUUAUCAGAUUACAAAAAUGUAACUGAUAAGAACAAAACAAAUUAGAGUGUUACUGGAUUGAGUAUUUAUUUGUCUGCAGAAUUAUUAGUUCUAAUAUAUGUAGGCAUUUGCACAUAAGCAUUGUAGCAAAUGCCUGAAGGAGAAUUGUUUUUGGUAGUCUUAAUAGACUCUACAGUGUCAGUCAUGAGAUAUGAGAAAAUGAGGAAACUGAAAAGUGAAUGAAAGUGAGACAUUUUACCAUACUUAUAAUUUAUGUUUACUUAAGUUUAGCUGCAUAGACUAAAGUUCUUCUCCAGAAAUGGGCAUUACAAUGCUUGUGUUAACCCAAAUUCACAGCUGUGAAGGAAAAGGCAAGUGCACUGCUGUUGGGCUUAAGUGACAUUAUAAACAUUUUUUUUUAAUUUUGAGAGUGGCUAUUUGUAGCUGAAUGGUGUGGAUCUGGGCUUAAGAAACUUUCUCCCCACACACAUAACAAGAGACAGGUGGAAAAUGGAUGAGCUCAAGCAAAUGAUACUCCAAUCCAUUCUACUGCAAAGCUGCAGUGUUGAGUCAUGACCGGGGUUCAAUAAUAUAGCCACCUCCUCUUUUUGUUUGUGGCCUACCAGAUCAUUAAGGUAUGUCAUCUCAUUUCAGCUCUGCCUUUACUUACCCAUUACAGAGCUAAACUUUUCAUGUAGGUCUGCACCAAGUUGUUUUGAGAGAGUAAGCUACCGUUCCCAUCCUUCACAUCCCUCGUAAAGUGUAUAAGCCCAAUUUGCUAUUUCACUUGCCAUUUCUUUUCAUAAAACAGAGAAAGCAAGAGGUCACCCCUUAUUUCCAACAUUUUGUGGGCUUUAGUUUUAAAACAGCUGCAGAGAGAAUUCUAGACUUUGUAGAAAAAUAACUUCUUUUUGGAUAUCUUGACGUGGAACAUGGUUAACAGACGAAUGUGCCAAGCGCCAAACAAUCAUAUACCUAUCAUGACUUCUUUAUUGUCUUCCAUUUAAUAUUUGGGUGGAAGGAACAUCUGACGUUUGUCUAGUCACUUGAAGAUGAGGCUGUAAGAGUUUUGAAAGCACAAAAGCUGUAGCAGAUGUUUCACUUAUUAAGGUUCCAUAAUGUUUGCUCGAAACAGAAAAAAAGUAUUAAAAAAAAUGCAGGUGUAAGUUAAAAUGCUUUAAUUAUUUAUCGAAAUUAUUUUAUUAUCUUGUAUACACACAGGCAGUAAAGAGUUAAGAGAUAUUUAUUUAUUGAAGGCCGAAAAUGAAUGUUAUUUUUCUGACAUCGCCUUUAAGUAUCAAUAGUAAUAACUUGCUAUGCAUUUUAUCUUCUUAUUUAUGCUGAGUACUGUUUUCUGUUACACAGUAGAAGUAAAAAUACUUAUGACUUGA